AGCCUGACGUGUCUUUUGCUUCAGACUGUACUUCUGCUGUUUCGCUGCUGAGAUUAUCUAGAGUUUAUACAGCAGUAAAUGCUUUAAUAUUGCAGGUCUAUCAUUUUUGCGAGCGAGUGAAAUGGCGGCAGACUGGGAGGAAAUCAGGCGUUUAGCCGCGGACUUUCAGAGAGCUCAGUUUGCUGAGACUGUCCAAAGGUUGUCUGAGAGAAACUGCAUCGAAAUCGUGUCCAAGCUGGUCGGAGAUAAGAAGUUAGACGUGGUUCACACUCUGGAUGGGAAAGAGUACGUGACUCCAGCCCAGAUCAGCCGGGAAAUUCGUGAUGAGCUCUAUAUGCACAGAGGGAGAAUAAAUGUGGUGGAUCUUCAAAAGAUCAUCAAUGUUGAUUUGGUCCACGUGGAGGGCAGAGCCAAUGAAAUCGCCAAGUCAGACAGAGGCACGCAGCUCAUACUGGGUCAGCUGAUCGACGAAACAUACUUGGAUCGUCUUGCUGAGGAGGUGAAUGAUAAACUGCAGGAAGCUGGACAGGUGAACAUCGCAGAGCUCUGCAAAACCUAUGAUCUACCUGGAGAUUUUCUGACUGAGGCGCUGAAUGCGAGGCUGGGCAGAAUAAUCCAGGGGCAGCUAGACCAGUACAACAGAGGCAUGAUCUUCACGCAGGCUUUCCUCUCCAGACACAAAGCCUGCAUAUGCGGUCUGUUCAGCGGCAUCACCAGGCCUACGCAGAUCAACAACUUGCUAAACCUCUAUGGCUUUCAGGAGAAUCUGGUGUACUCGAUGCUUGAGGAGCUGGUGAACAGCGCUCGUCUGAAGGGCUGCGUGGUUGGAGGCAGGCAGGAUAAAGCCAUCUACAUCCCUGACAUCUACUCCAAAGCCCAGAGCACUUGGGUUGAGUCGUUUCUCAAGCAAAACGGAUAUUUAGAGUUUGAGUCACUGACCCGUCUGGGCAUCCCUGAUCCCAUCAACUACAUAAAGAAGCGCUUCAAGUCCAGCAGAUUGCUCUUCCUCAAGACCGCAUGUGUGGGCAGAACCAUUGUAGAUCAGCUGGAGGCCUCAGUGGAGGAGGCCAUCAACUCUGCCACUUGGGUCGACUUGCAGCCGAUGCUCCCGAGCAUUCUGUCGGAGGAGGAUGUGGGAAUUCUGCUGAAUGAAGUGCUGCGGAGCAUGAAUGUGCAGUCCAGCGCACGGCUUCUCUCCACGUCUGUCGUCAGCGAAAAGUUCAUCGCUGGAUGCAUCGCUUUAUUCGAGGAUCUCAUGCAGCAGAAAGCCCAGAAGGAGGUGAAGAAUAACCCUGUGUUUUUGAUAACCGAGGACGACGUCAAGCAAUCGUCCGCUUUGUUGGAGACUUCAGCCUCUUCGAAGAAAGACAAAAGAGAUGAACGCCGGAAGAAAGCUGCGGAGGGCGGUGGAAGUGUGAAAAGUGGAGGAGGAGGAAACGCCAGAGAGAUCCGAAUCCGCAAAACAAAGAAGAAGGGCAGGAAGGAGGAGGACAGCGAUGAGGAGACGACGCACAGCUCACAGGGUCGAAAUAAGCUGGGAGACGUGCAGUUCCUCUCAGUGGAGGAGAUCGUGGAGGUGCUGGAGGAAAAAGUGAGUGACAGCUCUGAGGAGAUGCUGCAGGAGCUGGCAGAACAGCUACAAAGGCCUUUGAGUAAAAUGUACCAAGAAGUGGUCACUACAGCCUUCCUGUCGACAAGUUCCAGCGGAGCAGGAGGCAGUCGCAAGAAAAACAUGAAGGAUCUUCAGGAGGAGAUCAACAACUUGUACAACAACAUCCGCCUCUUUGAGAAAGGAACCAAACUCUUCUCAGAUGAAACGCAGGCUACGGUCACCAAGCAUGUAUUGAAGACGGUGUGCACAGACGUGACCAAUGUGCUGCUGAGCUUUGUGGCAGCUGAGCAUAUGACCUCCGACAGCUCGGCAGCCAUGACCAGCGAGAUCCGGCUGAAGAUCUUGGCCAAGCUGUCAGAUGAAGUCAGAUCUCCUCUGAUGAAGCUGCACAACAGCCUCAAUGGAAAGGCCAUCGAGGAGUUUCUGUCAUGUCUGGAGACGAGUGCCGAGGAGUGUGGGCUCUUCCUGAAAAAAGGCGACAAGAAGAGAGAAAGGCAGGCUCUCUUCGUGCACCGUCAGGCUCUGUGUGAGCAGUUGAGGGAUGCGGAGGAUCCUGCACUGGUGCUCCAUCUGACCAGCGUCCUGCUCUUCCAGAACGUCACACACUGCAUGCUGCACGCUCCGGGGCGCUGUGUGCCGCACAUCAUCGGCUUCCUGCAGAGCAAGAUUCCCGAGGACCAGCACAAGCUGCUGUCUCAGUACCAGAGUCUGGUGGUCAAGCAGCUGGUGGUGCAGGGUCACGGAGCGGAGAAGAAGACUGUCCCGCCGGAGGGAGCUGACGGUCCUGCAGACUCGGAUGACACCGAGAGCCUUCAGAGAGAGCUGCACAGUCUCAGCAGAGACAUUAAAGACACCGUCCUCGCUCAGAGAAAGCCAUCAGUCACUGAGUAACAUGGUCUCGUUCUAAAGGUGUGAAUAAACUGACUGAAUAAUGA
Danio rerio (zebrafish) is the source of this 2547-nucleotide messenger RNA. RefSeq names its product UFM1-specific ligase 1 (gene ufl1). Gene Ontology annotation, molecular function: UFM1 ligase activity. Gene Ontology annotation, cellular component: cytosol; nucleus; chromosome. NCBI's taxonomy places the organism in Eukaryota, Metazoa, Chordata, Actinopteri, Cypriniformes, Danionidae. The record is from RefSeq and is marked provisional. Gene Ontology annotation, biological process: protein ufmylation.